CAGGAGGUGAUAGUCUUCAGCCCAGCUCGCUCUGCAGUCUUCGCGUAGCAAAAACAAUGGCCACAGCGGCGGCAGCUCGGCACGUGGUCGCAGUGCCGUACCCCGGCCGAGGUCACGUCAACCCCAUGCUCGUCGUGUGCCGCCUGCUCGCCGCCGCGGACGCUGCCUUGAGCGUGACCGUCGUCGUCACAGAGGAGUGGCACGCGCUGCUGGCCGCAGCGGGGGUGCCCGGCACGCUCCCCGACCGCGUCCGCCUCGCCACCAUCCCCAACGUCAUCCCCUCCGAGAGGGUCCGCGGCGCCGACUUCGCAGGCUUCGUCGAGGCCGUGCAUAUCAAGAUGGUGGCGCCCGUCGAGCGGCUGCUGGACCGGCUGUCCCUGGAGCGGAAGCCGGACGCCAUCGUGGCCGACACCUUCCUGGCUUGGGGCGUUGGGGUUGGAUCUGCGCGGGGGAUACCGGUGUGCUCGCUGUGGACGCAACCGGCCACGUUCUUCUUGGCGCUCUGGCACCUGGACCGUUGGCCGCCGGUGGAUGGUCAUCAAGGGGAAGAAGGCCUAAGCUGCAGGUCCCUGGAUCAAUAUCUCCCGUUCCCAGCCCUCGCGCCGGUAAAAUGUUCUGAUAUGAAGACCCUCCGCUCCAUGGUGCUGCCAAUGAAACGGCUAGCGCAGGUGUUCUCCAACCUGCGCAAGGCACAGUGUGUCCUCUUCACCUCCUUCUACGAGCUCGAAACCGGCGCCAUCGAUGGAACAUCGCAAGUGGUUCCAUGCCCUAUAUAUGCAGUUGGCCCUUCAAUUCCAUAUAUGCCACUGGAAGGUGAUUCGGGCGAGUUUCACCAUGAAGAAGACUACUUCGGUUGGCUGGAUGCCCAGCCAAGAAGCUCGGUACUGUACGUCUCAUUUGGCACCCAUGUCUCGAUGCCUUCGUCUCAGCUGGAAGAGGUCGCCCUGGGGUUGCAUGAAAGCACGGUUAGGUUCUUCUGGGUGGCCCGGGACAGAGCUAGCACCGCCACCCUUGAGCAGAUCUCUGCUGGUGGCAAGGGCUUGGUGGUGCCGUGGUGUGACCAACUGAAGGUCCUGUGCCACCCCUCCGUCGGUGGCUUCCUGAGCCAUUGUGGGUGGAACUCGACCCUGGAGGCCGUGUUCGCUGGAGUGCCGAUGCUUGCCUUUCCCGUUGCUUGGGAUCAGCUGGUGAUUGGCCAUCUCGUGGCUGAUGAGUGGAAGAUCGGCGUCGACUUGAGGGAACGGAGAAGGGAGGAUGGUGUUGUCGGAAGGGCCGCGAUCUGCGAUACUGUAACGAAGCUUAUGGAUUUGACUGACGAUGAUAGCCUAGAGAUGAGAAGAAGGGCUGCGGAGCUGAGAGAGGCUUCACGCCGCGCAGUUCAGGAAGGUGGAUCUUCUCGGUGUUCUUUGAACAGUUUCGUUAGAGAUGUCAUCGAAGGAAGACUGAAUGUUGCAGAAACUUCACGGUAGGUUUUUGCUUGAAUUUGUAGUUUCAGGGGGACAGAACUGUUGCUCGUAGGCAGAAACGUUGUGCUCCUGCAAGUAAAGGUACGUGGCUCCUAUCAUGUUCACGCAUAUUCACCGCCACCCCACUCGCAACAAUUAUUACUGGCUUGAAAUCACGAUUGCCACAGUGCAGGAGUAUAGCUGCACAUUUUCUGAAGCUGAAAACAGAAGACUUGAUGCUGUCUGUAGCAAAGAUGGGGGACAGCGAUAGUGAUGGCACAAAAAAUUCUGUGCUCCUGGACUUGUGUAGGUUAUGCACGUGAUGAGCAAGCGUGUAUAUAGCCAUAAAAAAUAUUGUUUUACAUCGUAUAUUAUUUAUAUAGUAAAGUUUGGAUAAGAAGUGUGAUGGGGAAGGAUAAGAAAGACUUCUAGAGCAGCCUAAAAAUAUUAAUAUCGUGGAAUAAUCAAGAGCUUUGUAUCGUAACAGAGUUUAUAUGUACUUCUUAAAAAAGUGGUGUUGUAUUUUAUAUACCAAAGUUUAUAGGUU
Zea mays is the source of this 1992-nucleotide messenger RNA. RefSeq lists its product as uncharacterized. NCBI's taxonomy places the organism in Eukaryota, Viridiplantae, Streptophyta, Magnoliopsida, Poales, Poaceae. Bases 57 to 1469 code for a protein of 470 amino acids. The transcript has 2 exons. The record is from RefSeq and is marked validated. Gene Ontology annotation, molecular function: quercetin 3-O-glucosyltransferase activity; quercetin 7-O-glucosyltransferase activity.